UUUAAUCUUCAUUACUUCACUUCAACCACAAACUUCUAUAAACAAAAAUCAUUUUCAAAGUUACAUAAACACAUUCUUUUACAAAAACUACACAUAAAAAUGGCUCAUUGGUCUGCUGAAAAUGCUACUAAAGCUUACCUGAGGACCAUCAAAAUGGGGAAAAGAGGAAAAGAGCCUGAUGUGGCAGAGUUCAUAUCAGCUCUAGCAGGGGGAAACAAUGCAAAGCUCAUGGUGGAGAUAUGUGGGUCGAUUGCAGGCCCAACUACAUUGGGCCUUGUGGCUGCAGCCAAGCAAACUAGCGGGCGGGUGGUAUGCAUUUUACCCGGUCCAAAAGAGCUCCAGGCGUCGAAAUCUCAGUUGUCACGUUAUCUCAACCACGUAGAGUUUGUGAUAGGUGACCCACUCACCUUGUUGACUAACCGGUAUAACAGUGCGGAUUUCGUGACCGUCGAUUGUAACAUCAACGGUCACGAAGCGAUCUUCAAAACCGGUCAAAAGGGAGGGGCACUAGUUGUAGGGUACAACGCCCAACAUCUAGUGCCCUCGUACAAUGAGUUAGGGGGUCACUUCUUACCGAUUGGAGAAGGGUUAUUGGUUAGCAAAGUGCCUAAACAUCAUGAUAUUAGAAAGAAGAGUAAAUGGAUAGUAAAAGUGGACAAAUGCACCGGGGAAGAGCAUGUGUUUAGAAUCACUUGCCCCCAACAAAAAGUAAUUCAAGCUUAGACGUGAUUUAUUAUUACUUCCUCCGUCUCAUUAAGAUUAAUAUUGGAGUAAUUCUAGUGGGACAGAGGAAUCAGAGUAAAGUUUUACUUUAGUAGGAUGUAAAAGGCUAAAAAUAGUAAAUAUUUAGGACAAAUGGUGAUGUGCAUCUAACUUUGUUGUUUUUGAAAAGGUUUAGAUGUUUGCUAAGUUGCUAUUUCGAUGAAUUUGCCAUUUCCUUUUAUAUAUGUAAUGGGGUUCAAUAAAUUAUGUACAUUUUAUACGCCUAAAAUUGAAAAUUAUUAGAGAUUACUGUAAUCUACGUGAUUAUUACAUGUGAAGUUUGGCUGUAAUUGUCCGAUGUA
This is a messenger RNA of Spinacia oleracea (spinach), 1064 nucleotides long. RefSeq lists its product as uncharacterized. The record is from RefSeq and is a predicted model, not a curated record. Lineage: Eukaryota; Viridiplantae; Streptophyta; Magnoliopsida; Caryophyllales; Amaranthaceae. Bases 100 to 723 code for a protein of 207 amino acids. The transcript has 2 exons.